CCGCCGCCGCUGUCACCGUCACCGCCACCGCCACCGCCACCGCCACCGCCGCCAGCAGCCGGCUCCGGCGCGGACACCCCCGCAGCGGCAGGUACCUUUGCUGAGAGGUGGCAGAGCAGCCUCAGGACACCACCAUGAUGGAGGACCACGCACCUGGCCAGGAAAAACACUUCUCCUCAGGCUGUCCCCUUCAGAUACCAGUGGAUGAUGGAUCGGAUGAGCCUGUUUCUGAAACUUCUGACGCUAAGAGCACCCCAACUACGGAAGAUGCCACAGCACCUUUAGUGGAGGAAGGAGACCACGAGGAUCAGGGUGGUGCGGAGCAGCACGGGGAGAUCCCAGAAGGAACCACAGCUGAAGAGGCGGGCGUAGGAGCCACUCCCAACCUGGAGGACCACGCUGCAGGAGAUGCUGCUCAAGGCCAGCCGAGCCCCGCCGGGCUGCAGCCCGGCCCGGGGGCAGCGCAGGGGCCCGGCCAGCCCCCAGAGCAGCCGCCCGUGCCCCGGGAAGGCAGGGCAGCCGCCACCAGGAUCGAGGUGACCAUCCCCAUCCCCCUGGACAUGUACCAGGGCUCCGGCCGCGAGCCGUGGGGCCGGGCGGGCAGAGACGGCGACGCCGCGGAGCCGGGGCUGGGCCUGGCCGGAGCAGGGGGCACAGGUGACCGCCCUGAGGGACCAAAGCCUUCGUGUGCCACGGCCACGGCCAAGGAAGAGUCCGGCGGACGGGGCAGAGACGAGGACCGGGAUGUUGAUGAGGCCUGCGAGCAGGGUUUGCCUUCCCUUGUGGGCCCUGCAAAGAGCCCGUGUCCUGCUGAGGACGCUCAGGAGGGAUAUGAUGGAGGAAAGUCCAAAGGUGUCCUCAGAGACAGCCCAGGAGAGGCUGGAGCCGAGCCCCAUGAGGGACAGGACCAAGAGGAGAAGGCACAGCUGGUGGGGACAGGAGGAGCUCCGGAGGCCGCCCUGUCACAGCCUCCCCAAGGUGACUCCCAGAAGGAGGCCGAGCCCAAGCAGGAAGAAGAUUCUGGGCCGGGGCCAGAAGCAGCCAAAGCGCCUGCUGAGGAGGAGGAUGGCGUGAAGGACGAAGAUGCCGCCGUGCCGGACGCAGGGGGCCGCAGGACGCCCCGGAGGAAGGCCGGCGGCCCGGCCGCAGACAAGGCCAGCCGUGUCCCUCUGCCCAAAGGUCGUGUUGACAAGGAAGGGACUGAAGCUGAUGAAAAGAAAUCCAAGGGCCCCGAGGCCAGGGCUGGCUCCAAGGCGCGCGCGGGGCAGGCGCAGAGGAACUCCAGCAACGCCACCCGCAUCCCGGCCAAGACCCCCACGGCCCCCAAGACCCCUCCCAGCUCCGGCAGAAAGGAGCAGAAAAAACCACCUCCUGCAGCAGCAAAGACUGAGAAAGGUGAGCAGCCCAGGUCUGGAGACAGAAGCGGCUACAGCAGCCCCGGCUCCCCCGGGACCCCGGGCAGCCGCUCCCGCACCCCCUCUCUGCCCACCCCACCAGCCAGGGAGCCCAAGAAGGUGGCAGUGGUUCGCACGCCCCCGAAAUCUCCGGCCUCUGCCAAGACCCGCGUGCAGCCCGCGGCCGCGCCCAUGCCCGACCUCAAGAACGUCAAGUCCAAAAUCGGCUCCACCGACAACCUGAAGCACCAGCCCGGAGGUGGCAAGGUGCAGAUAAUUAAUAAGAAGCUGGACUUUAGCAGCGUUCAAUCCAAGUGUGGCUCAAAGGAUAAUAUCAAACACAUCCCGGGCGGAGGCAGUGUGCAGAUAAUUAAUAAGAAGCUGGACUUUAGCAGCGUUCAAUCCAGGUGUGGCUCAAAGGAUAAUAUCAAACACAUCCCGGGCGGAGGCAGUGUGCAAAUCGUGUACAAGCCGGUGGACCUGAGCCACGUCACAUCCAAGUGUGGUUCCCUGGGCAACAUCCAUCACAAGCCAGGUGGUGGCCAGGUGGAGGUGAAAUCUGAGAAACUGGACUUCAAAGAUAAGGUGCAGUCGAAAAUCGGGUCCCUAGAUAACAUCAGCCACGUCCCUGGAGGAGGCAAUAAAAAGAUUGAGACUCACAAGCUGACCUUCCGCGAGAACGCCAAAGCCAAGACCGACCACGGCGCCGAAAUCGUCUACAAGUCCCCGACCAUCUCCGGGGACGCCUCCCCGCGCCGCCUUAGCAACGUCUCCUCCACCGGCAGCAUCAACCUGGUGGACUCCCCCCAGCUGGCCACGCUAGCCGACGAGGUGUCCGCCUCGCUGGCCAAGCAGGGCUUGUGAUCACGGCACGGCGGCCACCAGGAGAGAAGACAAGGAAAGGAAACAAAAAAGAAAAGAAACAAAAAUAAUAAUCUGGCCUUCUUCCUCUGUUCCUUUUACAGCUGCUUCCCCGUCCCUAACUGGUUAAUGAUUUAACCUGCUUUUACUGUUCAUUCAGCUCUAGCUCCAGGACUUCAAAAUCAGUGACACUAUGAGGUACAAAACCUCCUCUCCCCCUGCUCCUCGGAGCGCACAGCCCGUCCCGUCCCUGCUCCUGCUGUCCCUCGCUGUCCCAGCCCUGCCGGGGCCAGGCGGGGAGGGGUCGGGGGGCGGCCACAGCAUGACCCGAGCCCCCCCAGCAGCACAGGGCAGCGGUGGCCACCGGGAAGGGGCUGUGCCCUCGCCCAGCUCGUGCCCUGCUGGGCCCCGGGUGCACAGCCAGGGCUGCGGGGAGGUGCCUCCCCCCCUCCUCCCGUUAAAUUUGCCUGCUGAUUUGGAAGCAACCUUUUGUUUUUAUUUCCGAAAGCCGAGAUGUGUAUGAAGAUCACGGCCAGGUACCCCCAACCCCGCUCCCAGCUCCGGCAGCUGGAGUUGAGGCGUUCCCCUCUCCGUGGCUGUGCUGGAACCGCUGAGUGGAUGAGUAGAGGCUUUUCCCCAUUCCUUUGGCAGCCCCUCGUGUCGUAGAGUAGAUUUGUCUGUAUAUGCUUGGACCGUGCCAGGGUGAUUGUUUUCAUAAACGAGCAUGUGUUUAAAAAAUAAAUGCUGUAAGUAGUUUUGAGCUGCCCCGCGCCGGCUCCGCCGCAGCCCAGCCCCGGUGCCCAGGAGGAGCCCGGCACCGCAUGUCUGCCGGGGGCAGCUCCAGGGCUGGGAUGGCUCCUGGAUUUGGGUGCAGCUUGUGACAUUUCUGGGUUGUUCUUUUUGUUUCCCUGCAAGGUCAGCUCAGCGAUGGCGGAGGUGGCAGCUCCAUGGCCCUGCUGUGCCGGUGGCAGCGGUGAGACCCCGGGAGGACGCGGGGCAGGCGCGAGCAGCUCCCCCAGCCCGGGGCCAGCGGCUGCUCCUGGCACUGAACCCCCGGCCCGGGGCUCCCCAGUGCGAGCUGGCAGCGCCUCGCCCCUCACCCAGCUCUGAGCGCCCCACAGCGCUCGGGGACAGGAGCCAGCCCAGCUCUUUCUUUGGCUGCCUUUGUUCCCGUGGCUGUCCCCACCUGCCCCUUCCCUCUACAACCAAAGAGGCCGAGAUGCCACCGGUGCCGCUCCGUGCCCUGCCCUGUGUCCCCCAGCUGGGGCUGGGAGGGCAGAGGGGGCUCAGGGGGGGCUGCACCCCCAGGCUGUGCUGCAGGGAAAGCUCGGCUUUCCCAGCAAGGGCUGCAGUCCUGUCUGGCAGGGCUGGGGCGCUCAGGGCCCCUGGUUGUCCUUGGGGCGAUGGCUCGGUGCCACCAAGGCUUCAGAGCAGCAAUUCCUCCCAUCCCGAGGGGCUGUGACCCUCUGCGGGGCCUGGCUGUGGAUGGGGAUGGUUUGGGGGGUCCAACCCUUCUCUCUGCAGCCCCUGGAGCUGCUUUGUUGCUGGGGAGAGGCUGGUCCAGCACCACCACCAUGUCCAGCUUGUCACUCGCUCCGUUCACUUGACUCCAUGAUUGUAAGACUCUGUGCUCCGUCCCCUCUGUGGCGCUGCCGCGGUUUUUGUCCUUUGUAGAACGAGCAAGUUGGGAGAACCCUCCAAGCGUCACCUCUGCCCCUCUGGGCUGCAGGACGGGGCAGCUGAGCCCCUCCUGUGCCCCCCCUGUCCCCCCUGUGCAGCCCCUGGGGACCCCAGCAGCAGGGCUGGGCUGUGCUUUGUGAGCAGCCCCUUCCCCUGGCUGUGCUGGGGCCAGGACAGCCCUUUCCAUCCCCGUGUCACCGCUGUCCCCAGGACAGCCCUUUCCAUCCCCGUGUCACCGCUGUCCCCUCCAGCAGCCCCAGCCACGUCCCUGCCCCGACCCUGCCUUCAGACCCAGGCCCGAGGGUCCCGUGAGCAGCCAGACAACCUUGACCCCAGCUUUUCCUUUACUCCUCACACAUCUUGGGUCUGAAAAGGGUUAAAACCGGCACUGAUUUAAAAAAAAAAAAUAAAAAAAAUCAUAUUUCUGCACUCCAAAAGAUUCUUGGUGUUAGCCAAGGUCGGUGCCAGCCUGUGUGGUGUUGGCAGCCCCGAGCCCACUGCCCGGGGAGGGGAGGGAAGGUUUGAUCUCAGUGUAUCAUUCUAGCUUAGCUUCUGUCUGUGGGUGUCCAUAGUGUAUCGUGUGUUUAACAACUGGUUUACACUGUUGCCGUAAAAGUGAAUUUGGAAAUAAAGUCAUUACUACAAUAA
Molecule: messenger RNA, 4583 nt
Organism: Catharus ustulatus (Swainson's thrush)
Lineage: Eukaryota; Metazoa; Chordata; Aves; Passeriformes; Turdidae
Gene: MAPT
Product: microtubule associated protein tau
Exons: 15
Coding region: 135-2258 (707 amino acids)
Biological process (GO): microtubule cytoskeleton organization; neuron projection development
Cellular component (GO): neuron projection
Molecular function (GO): microtubule binding
Source: RefSeq, a predicted model, not a curated record